Talaromyces rugulosus is the source of this 1995-nucleotide messenger RNA. RefSeq lists its product as uncharacterized. Gene Ontology annotation, cellular component: Holliday junction resolvase complex; nucleus. The coding region runs from base 1 to 1995 and encodes 664 amino acids. Gene Ontology annotation, molecular function: nuclease activity; DNA binding. Gene Ontology annotation, biological process: resolution of meiotic recombination intermediates; double-strand break repair; mitotic intra-S DNA damage checkpoint signaling. NCBI's taxonomy places the organism in Eukaryota, Fungi, Ascomycota, Eurotiomycetes, Eurotiales, Trichocomaceae. The transcript has a single exon. The record is from RefSeq and is a predicted model, not a curated record.
AUGCCCGAGGUCAUCGACCUGAUCGAUUCCACGCCCCCUCCUUCUCCUCCUCCAUCAACCCAGCCGCGCCCUCUGGCCGUGCGCCGCUCCCCCUCAAAACUGCUGCCCAGCUCACCGAAUUUCCUGUCCGAUGAGUUCGAUCCAUCGUCGUCCUUGUUCGUUUACGACGAGCUUGAACGCUCAGUCAAGAAGCGCAAAGUCACACCGGAAUUGCCGCCUGUGAAAGACAAGCUAUCGCCGCUUUCUCGGGUUGACCAAUUUGCAGCGAAGGAUGAAUCGUUUUUCACCUUCUCGGACGAUUUCGUCGACUCCCCCGCACUUCCUCCCCCGAGUAGGGGGGUUGCGGCAGUUAGUAGGAGUACCACAAUUAUAUCCACAAAGGCAACGACAGGCACGAUGAAAACGUACACAUGGGAAGGAGAAGAGUCCGAUCCCAUUGUCUUUACAUCUUCGGCACCUGAACGAACAACGACUAAGGAGCGACAGCAAUCGAGACUGGGGCAUAAAAACUCGGCCGCGAUUACGAUUGACGAUGACGACGACAUCCAGGAUUUUAGUGACCCUUUUACGUCGCGCGAUGACAUCUUGGAUAAGCUUUUGGAUGAACCGCAACCAACAUUGAAACGAGGGCUUUCGGAUCGAACAGCGUCUCUCCUGGCGAGUCUUAACGACACUACGUCCAAGACAAGUGGUGGUCCUGUACGAACUGGGAAGCGAAGUAAUACUUUUGAAUUCGACGAUUCGCUUUCAGAUAUACUCGAACAACCCAAAAAAGCCCCACAACCGAAAGCCAAGCCCAAAUUAAGCUUAGAGGAAAAGACAGCCAAGGCCAAAGAUCGCGAGGCAGCUCGAGCACAGCGUGAACGAGAAAAGGAGGCAGAGAAAGAAAAGAAACGUAUGCAGAAAGAAGAAAAGGCCAAGGAGAAGCAAUUGGCAGCAGAUAUCGCCGAGGUCAACAAAUCAAAGACGCACAAAAAGGAGUCCAUGCCGGAGAUGAUCGUCGACAUGUCCCAAUCUUUUGAGGAGACUAGUAUUGGGAAUCAGGUGGUGGAAUACGUGAAACAAUUAGGUGCUUCGCAUACUUUUUUUGAGAGUCGUAUACCAAAUGUCGUGAAAUGGCGUCGAAAAAAGAAAGCACAAUAUCUUGAAGACGCGGGCCGAUGGGAGCCAUGCCCGCUUCGCAUAGUACCGGAAAAAUACGUCUUGAUCAUGCUUACGGCUCAAGAAUUCGUCGACAUGGUUAUUGAUCCGUCGGGAGACACGUCAGGAAACUCGCAGACCCUUGAGCAGAAUGUACUGAAACUAAAACACGUCUACCCCGGCUGCAAUACGAUCUAUCUUAUCGAAAACCUAUCCGGCUGGAUGCGAAAGAAUAGCAACUCACGCAACAGAGCUUACCAAGCUGCGGUACUUCGGCAGAUGAACGAUACAAACCAGCUAGAUAACCCAUCUCAGGGUACGGAGAACUCUCAAGCCAACAAGUCCCGCAGAAAGAAAACCAAGAAACCCGAAGACACACCCCCCGUAGACGAUGACAUUAUCGAAGAUGCCCUGCUCCAGCUUCAAGUCACACACAAUUGUCUAAUCUACCACACCGCAUCUGCCGGCGAGACGGCCGAAUGGAUCAAAAACUUUAGCGAACACAUCUCAACGGUACCGUAUCGACACGUACAAAUGACCGAGCAUGACGGCGCAGCGUUCUGCAUGGAGACGGGCCAGGUCAAGACGGGCGAAGACAAAUCGGACACUUUUGUCAAGAUGCUGCAAGAAGUCACUCGCGUCACUGCCCCCAUGGCGUACGGCAUCAUUACAAAGUAUCCCAGUGUGGCAGACCUGGUCAAGGGCAUGAAGCGGCAUGGUCCAACUAUGUUGGAAGAUGUACGCAAGUCGGCAAAUAAGAACGGUACCCUCACGGAUUCGAGAAUUGGGCUUGCGGUUAGUAAACGGUUGUACAAGGUUUUUAUGGGCUUGGAUGAGGGGUCAGCGGAUGUUUGA